Molecule: messenger RNA, 3438 nt
Organism: Rhineura floridana
Lineage: Eukaryota; Metazoa; Chordata; Lepidosauria; Squamata; Rhineuridae
Gene: PACS2
Product: phosphofurin acidic cluster sorting protein 2
Exons: 24
Biological process (GO): protein localization to plasma membrane
Molecular function (GO): transmembrane transporter binding
Source: RefSeq, a predicted model, not a curated record
AAUCUAACAUCUCUUGCGCUUUGGUUCCGUGACACUAACAGACUCUCUCCAACCAGCCGAGAGGGACUUACGGGUGCAGGCGGUAUGGAUUUUCAUCAGAGAAUAACAGCCCCUUAUUCAGUAAUACUAUCAUCGAAGCCAUUCAAGUUCGAGCAGCUUUUUCGUACUCUCCGUGUGUGGAAGAGUGGCUGCAUGUACCCGCGCAGAAAUAAACCCAUUUUGCCGGACAAGACUCGGGCUCUUCUGACGUCACCCACUCGAUGCCUCUCCCCCGUGACCCAGCAGUGGCGUCACGAAGAUCGAAGGGGGCGUGGCUUAGCGCUAGCAAGCAAGGAGCGGCGCCGUUACUGCUACCUCCUCUCGCCCGGCCUGGACUCCGCGUUAGCGAGGGCGGUUUUCACCAUGGCUGAGCAGCGAGGGCGCGCCAGUGGCCCCCCGAGUGGGCUAGAGGCAUCGAGCAGCCCGGUGCCCAUGAACCUGUUCGCAGCCUGGGAGAUCGACGGCUCGAGCCCCAGCUGCGUCCCACGGUUGUGCAGCUUGACUUUGAAGAAACUGAUAGUAUUGAAAGAAUUGGAUAAGGAUCUCAUUUCUGUGGUAAUUGCAGUCAAAAUGCAGGGUUCAAAACGAAUAUUGAGGUCUCAUGAAAUUGUGCUGCAUUCUACUGAGCAUGUAGAGACAGAGCUGGCACUGACAUUUUCCCUGCAGUAUCCUCAUUUCUUGAAAAGAGAAGGCAACAAGCUUCAGAUUAUGCUGCAGAGGAGGAAGCGGUAUAAAAACAGGACAAUUCUCGGCUACAAAACUUUGGCAAUGGGAUCUAUAAACAUGGUGGAGGUAAUGCAGCACCCAACAGAAGGAGGCCAAGUUUUGAACCUUUUUAGCAGCAUCAAGGAAAUUACUGCUAAAGUAGCAGAGAUCUGGAUCUUCUCACUGUCCAGUCAGCCAAUAGACCAAGAGGAUAGUACUAUACAUGUGAGCCAGAAAAUUAAGUCUACAGACAACUAUUCAGAAGAGGAAUAUGAAAGCUUCUCUUCAGAACAAGAAGCAAGUGACGAUGCUGUUCAGGGACAGGAUUUGGAUGAUGAUGAGUAUGAGCUGGGAAAGCCAAAGAAGCAGUGGAGAUCGAUAGUAAGAACAACAUCCAUAACCAGGCAACAAAACUUCAAGCAAAAAGUGGUGGCACUGUUGAAAAGGUUUAAAGUAUCUGAAGAGGUUUUGGAUUCUGAGCAGGAUCCAGCUGACCAUGUCCCAGAAGUAGAGGAAGAUCUAGAUCUUCUCUAUGAUACGCUUGAUAUGGAAAAUCCUAGUGACAGUGGCCCUGACAUGGAAGAUGAUGACAGUGUCCUCAGCACUCCUAAGCCAAAGCUAAGACCUUACUUUGAAGGACUGUCGCAUUCAAGCUCUCAAACAGAAAUUGGAAGCCUCCACAGCAUCAGAAGCCAGAGAGAGCCACCGAGUCCUGUUGAAAUGUCUGAAAGGAACAAGAAUCUUGGAAGCAAACAACCAGCAGACAGCAUCUCUGACACGAUGCCUUCUGAAACUCAACAACAAGAGGGUAUAGAAACAGAACAACUAUCUGCCCUUGAUAGCUUCAUUGAAAAGCUUCCACCAGGUGGCAGAAUUACAAAGACAGAAUCUCUCAUACUUUCUUCCAGCAGAUCAGAGGGGAAGCAGGUGGGUUGCAGAGGCAGAAGCACAUCACUGAAGGAAAGACAGCCAGUGAAGCAGCAGAAUGAGAGAGCAAACAGUCUGGACAAUGAACGGUCUCCAGACACCAGGCACCACUUGCAGGUGAAAUGUGCUCUUCAUUGUCAAAGAGGCAUCCUCCUUUUAGAUUUCUCUCAUUUUGGACAGCUUUCAACAUAACUUGUAUAUUAUUCUCAGUUUCUUUCAGGUGUCUUGCAAAAGCAUGCCCUUCCAAUAGUCUGCACAUGCUCUUCUGCUGACAUUCAGGCAGCUUUUAGCACCAUUGUCUCCAGAAUACAGAGAUACUGUAACUGCAAUCCUCAGCCUCCCAAUCCAAUUAAAAUUGCAAUUGCUGGAGCCCAGAAUUACCUCAGUGCUGUGUUGAGGCUCUUUGUAGAACAGCUGUCCCACAAAACCCCAGACUGGCUCAGCUACAUGAGAUUUCUCAUCAUACCACUAGGUUGUCACCCAGUAGCAAAAUAUCUGGGUUCAGUUGAUUAUCAAUAUAACAACUUCUUCCAAGAUUUAUCGUGGAAACAUUUAUUUAAGAAACUUGAAGCACAAAAUACUGUCCAGGAAUCACCAGAUAUUGUCUCCAGAAUAACUCAGUACCUAAUGGGAGCAAACUGUGAACAUCAGUUACCCAUUGCAGAAGCAAUGUUGACAUACAGACAGAAAAGCCCAGAUGAAGAAUCUGCCCAGAAAUUCAUCCCUUUUGUUGGAGUGGUAAUAGUUGAUCAGUCCUCUGCAACUUCAGGUGACUCGGAUGAUGCUGCUCCCUGUAGUUCAAUUGUCCUUUCCUCUACCCCGCCUUCUACGUCUCCUGCUGUGAAGGAAUCUUCUCCUACCCCACCUUCCUCGCCAUCCGUCACAGGCAGCUUUGCUUCCUCCAGCUCUGGUCUUGGUAUGGAACUGAUGGGACUUCAGGUAGAUUACUGGAUUGCAAGUCAUCCUUUGGAGAAGAAGAGAGACUCAGAGAAAAAGGAUCUUGCCACUGCCAAAAACACACUGAAAUGCACUUUUCGGUCUCUCCAGGUCAGCCGGCUGCCUAUGAGUGGGGAUGCUAUUUCCACUCCAACUAUGUUAAUGACUGUUGUGAUGAAGGAAAAGAACAAAAAAGUGAUGUUUCUGCCUAAGAAAGCAAAAGACAAGGAAUUUGAUUCUAAGAGCCAGUGUAUAGAUGGAAUCAGCCGGCUGAUUUGCACAGCAAAGCAUCAGCAGAAUAUGUUGCGGGUGCUUAUUGAUGGAGUAGAGUGGAAUGAUGUGAAGUUCUUCCAGCUAGCAGCACAGUGGUCUUCCCACGUCAAGCACUUUCCCAUCUGCAUAUUUGGACAUUCCAAAUCGUAACACAGCAGAAUCCAUAGGAUAGUUCUGCAAGCCACAACACAUGAGUGCCAGCUGCUUGUGCUCUCCUGCAUUUUACUUACAAAUGUGCUUGGAUAACUGCUCAGAUACUUCUCUGUUUGUUCUUACAGUUGGCUGCAAGGAAAGGAUGCUACUUAAAACAGCAGCAAUUUGGUCUUAAGUCUAGACAUCCAUCUAAGAUAGUUGCAGGAGCCCCUAAGAAUUUUUAAAACCCAAGAGUAACUGUAUUGCUUAUUAACAUAGAACCCAAUUGGAUGGAGAGUGGAAUGGGAGAUUCAUUUCUCACUUACCUCAAUUAAUUUCUCAUGCCUGUGAAAUUCUCCAAACUUGAAAAAAUCUCAGCUAGAGAAUAAUUUCCAGCUUACCCCUUCUUUCCACCCAUCCAGCCUC